Messenger RNA from Stegodyphus dumicola, 1103 nucleotides. RefSeq names its product peptidoglycan-recognition protein SB1-like. Lineage: Eukaryota; Metazoa; Arthropoda; Arachnida; Araneae; Eresidae. Gene Ontology annotation, molecular function: zinc ion binding; N-acetylmuramoyl-L-alanine amidase activity. Gene Ontology annotation, biological process: peptidoglycan catabolic process. The record is from RefSeq and is a predicted model, not a curated record.
UUCAGCUGCGACUUUAUCACUGCAGGUCAUUCAAGACUCCAAAAGCAGGAAUUCAAAAUUUUUCUAUUACAGCGUAAUUCGGACAAUAUUUUUAAGAUUCCAGUUUCAGCACAUCAUCAACCUGCAUAUACCACGUUAUUUUUUUAACAACACCAAGGUUUUUCUGCUGCGAGUAAAAGAAACACUAUGAAGUACAGUCAUAUUCAACUGUAUUGGAUCAUCCUUGCUAACACUUUACAUACAUUCCAUUGCUGUUAUGCACCACAAAAUGUUGAAUCCAACGUAGCUUGUGAUGCCUUGAGUCCAUAUCUAGUAAACCGGACUAUGUGGAAAAGUAAGGAGCCUUCUGGAAUAAUAGAAUGCUUAACUAGUCCGGUGGACUACAUUAUUAUACAUCAUACGGCACUUCGCGGCUGUACUACAACUGAGACUUGUAUGAAAAGGACAAAAAAACUUCAGAAAAUUCAUAAAAAGAUCAAAAAAUGGCGAGACAUUGGAUAUCAUUUUCUGAUUGGAGGAGAUGGUCGAGUGUAUGAAGGCCGUCCCUGGCAAAGAGUUGGAGCCCAUACCAAGUACCACAACCGCAAUUCGAUCAGCAUAGCCUUCAUAGGUAAUUACGACAAGAUCUGCCCAACUGAUGAAAUGGUAUCGCUCGUACCUAAAAUAGUCUAUUGCGGAGUGGAGAAAGGUUAUGUCAAGAGAAAUUUUCAAGUGAUAGGUCAUCGAGAUGCUUACUGUACCUCGUGCCCAGGUGAUUCACUUUACGAACUCAUCAAACAAUGGCCACCAUUCCCGUCAGAAGUUCCUAUUCCUUCCUACACAUGUGAUGCUAAAACCAACACAACAGAAGCUCCUGAUCCAGAGAGUACUGAUGUAACGGAAGAACCGGAUACUGAAGAAACGGAAGAACCAACUCUAGUUUCCGAUGUUCAAGACGAAGUAACAACUCCGAAGCCACAUAGUGUCUACUAUUACAUUCUGGUUCCACGGCAAAAAAUCUCAUGUUGUUAUAGCUGAAAGUGAAAGGAAUGUAUAAUGUGUUUCAGGCUAUGUCCUGUUAAUUGAUCAUUGAAUAACGGCAAAAUAAAAUUUUCUAAUUUUAA